This is a messenger RNA of Fusarium oxysporum Fo47, 768 nucleotides long. Its product is annotated as DUF1304 domain-containing protein. The transcript has a single exon. The record is from RefSeq and is a predicted model, not a curated record. Bases 78 to 443 code for a protein of 121 amino acids. Lineage: Eukaryota; Fungi; Ascomycota; Sordariomycetes; Hypocreales; Nectriaceae.
UCUCAUUUUAUCUCAACUGCCUCAUCUCACGCAUUUCUCAUUCUUAAAAACAUCAUUCUUGAAUAAAAAUAGUCAAAAUGGGCGUCAUCGGACUCACUGCCAGCGGCCUCGUCGGCGCUUUGCACAGCUACAUCCUGGUUCUGGAGAUGUUUCUUUGGACGAAGCCUCGUGGAAGAAAGGCUUUCAGACUCACACCCGAAUUCGCUGAGCAGACCAAGACAAUGGCUGCCAAUCAGGGCCUCUACAACGGCUUCUUGUCCGCUGGACUGAUUUGGUCGCUUCUUCACCCAAAUACUGAGUUCUCGAAGCAGCUUCAGAUCUUCUUCAACGGCUGUGUCUUGGUUGCGGGUGCAUAUGGCGGUCUCACCGCCAAUAAGAAGAUUCUCUAUAUCCAAGCCGCUCCCGCGGCUCUUUCUCUUGGACUUGUUCUGUUGGAUAUGUAGAGCGUUAUUGUGAAAGUAUGGAUUCGGCCCCUAGGCUUUGGUAAUAUUUGUCCGCUGACAUUCUGAUAGUAUGACUUAUAUACAGUUUAUUGAGCUUGAAUCGUUUGUUUAUCCAGCUAUUUUCUAGUGAAUAUGUGAGUGCCCAGCAUUGCAAAAGUAUGGCGUCAUUAUGUCUUGGGCCAGCAAAUGCUUUGUUGCUGUUCAAUACCAGCUUGUUGUUUUAUUACUACCUUCAGUAUCUAAUGCGAAGCGAACUUCCACUGUGUUGUGACCAUGGACGGCUCUCUUAUGGGGACCCAGCGACUCUUUUAGCAAGCGCAUGCCU